GGCUCCCCGUCUGCUCGUAGUUAGACACACACCUUUUUGUCCAGCCCAGAGCAAUUGGUUGUCAAAGUACUCCACCCAAAUCAGGUAUCUGUCAGCUAUGGGAAGCCUCCUCAACCAGUUCUUGAUUGUCGCCCUCCUACAGUGUUCCUUGGCUCAAGCAGAGAGCUCUAGACCUGUAGUGACUUUAAAGACUGGAGCGGUGCGUGGACAUUAUAGGACAGUGAAAGGCACAGAACAGCAGGUGGAAGAGUAUUUAGGCAUCCCAUUUGCUCAUCCACCUUUGGGGCCCUUGCGCUUUGCUGCCCCCUUGCCAGCCGAGUCCUGGGAAGGGGUGAGAGAUGCCACCAAAAUGCCAAAAAUUUGUCUGCAGGAUACAACACGUGUGGAGAAAGUCUGGAAAAACUUCCCUGUUCAGCAUCCAUCAGUAGAAAUGUCAGAGGACUGCCUUUACCUUAAUGUGUACCGACCUGCUGGGGCCGCCCCUGGAGACAAACUACCAGUAAUGGUGUGGAUCCAUGGUGGAGGUCUGGCUUCAGGAGGGGCCUUUCAGUACGACGGUUCAGCCCUGGCAGCUUAUCAGAACGUGGUUGUGGUUGUCAUUCAGUAUCGUCUCAGCAUUUUGGGAUUCCUAAGCACUGGAGACAAACAUGCAUCUGGCAACUGGGGCUUCAUGGAUCAACUAGCCAGUCUUCAGUGGGUUCGUGACAACAUAGCAGCUUUUAAUGGAGACCAAAAUUCAGUCACCAUCUUUGGACAAUCUGCAGGUGGCGCCAGUGUCUCCAUUCUGGCACUGUCUCCUUUGUCUGAGGGUUUGUUCCACAAAGCUAUCGCCAUGAGUGGAGUGGCACCACUGGAGGCCAAGUACACUGACAACCCACUAGCUAUAGCCCAGAUGAUAGCCAAUCUCACCGACUGUGAGAGCAAAGACAACGAGAAACUUGUGCAGUGUAUCAAAGGCAGGUCUGAGGAGGAGAUACUGGGCGCUAUGAAAAAGUUGCUGGCAUUUAUGGGUCCAGCAGUUGACGGCGUGUUCCUGAAAGGUCCACUUGAGGAAAUUUUAAAGAACCAAGAAUUCCAGAAGGUUCCUAUGCUAAUAGGAGUGACCAAUCAUGAGUUUGGAUGGAUGGUCACACAGGCCCUAGGACCUCCCGGUUGGGAUGAAGGAAUGAAAAAGGAAGAUGCAAUAUCAAUGAUGAACCUGCUCUUUCCCUCCCAAGCCUCGGGUGCAAAUGAACUGAUGCUGGAUGAAUACCUGCAACAGAACGACUCUCCACAGAACAUACGGGAUGCUUUCACAGAGAUACUUGGUGACAUGAUCAUUGUUCUUCCCGUACUUCAAGUGGCCACGUACCAUCGAGAUGCAGGUGUGCCUGUAUAUGUCUACGAGUUUCAGCAUUCACCUCUGGUGCACAGUGGGACAAGACCCACUUUUGUCAAGGCAGACCACUAUGAUGAUGUUUUGUUUUUUCUUGGAUCCUACUUUUGUACUGGGCACACUGUGGUUACAGGACCCGUGUCACACGAAGAGGAGGAAUUGAGCAAGCUUGCAAUGGCUUAUGCUGCAAACUUUGCACGCAAUGGGUCUCCAAAUGGACCUGGACUAGUGGAAUGGCCUCUUUAUGACCACGACAAAAACUACCUGAAGCUGAACCUGAGACAGACAGUUGGCCAAGGACUGAAGCAGGACAGAGCUCACUUCUUGGAUGUUGUCCUGCCUGAUAAACUAGCAAAGUCUCAUCAUGCUACUGAUGAACUCUGAUCUGAGACUUCCAUAAAGUGCAACAUACAUUAUCGCGCAAAGAGGGAGAAGACCAUUGCAUUUCACAGUUUGUUAUCAAGAGUGUUUAGAACAUCUUUGAGACUGCAUGUGGUGCAGGUUAAUUUGCCGGACCUCCCACCUUGGACAUUUGGCUUGAUUUGCGCAGGUGCAUUCAAAGACACGCUGAGGUGGCUGAGUCCUGGUCACCUGUUAAAACAGAGACACCGUGUUAAAGUUUUUAUGCCUUCAUUCAGUCUUUAUUUCAGUAAAUAUACCCUUUAUUUCAGGAUAGAAUAUAAACACAUAAACUCCACAUGGUAUGUUGUACCUGAGGUUUGAGGACACGUAGCUCGCUGUGAACCUUUCUGAACUUCUCCUCCAGUUCCAGAUACUUCUCCUUAAGCUUCUCCCUGUCCUUCCGCUCUUUCAAAAAGUCUUCCUUGUAGACUUCUGCCUAAAAAUGGACAAUAAAGAAACACGAUGUAAGGAUUCAAAAGGGAAUUUGCGCAGAAAGAAAUUGAUCAACAUUUUAAGUCAUACCAGUAUCCCUUCCUGCUGAGAGUUGAAAAAUUUGAUACCAUGUUCAUAUCUGUAUGUUAAAAGGUAGAAACAAAACCGCCUGCUAAUACCUCCAAAGCUUAAUUACUAUGUUGUAUGCAUGUAAUAAUUUAUGGUUUUACUGGAGGUUUUCUGUCGGACCAUCUCUUGACUGGGAACAGUGACUUCCGCUCUGGCCAGGCAAACUGUUCCCAGCCGAGAAACAGUCCAGCAUGAGACCUCCCACAAGACCAUAAUUAGUGGUUAGGCCUUUAUUUUUUGUUUGCAUGUUACUUCUUCUUUAGUGCCCAUAGGUGGAUUUUGUUACCUGUACACAGAGACAGACUAGCUGUUUCUAGUCUUGAUGCUAAGCUAGCGACUCCUGCCUGUAGCUUCAUAUCGAAAGAGUAGUAUCAUCUAAGUCUUGGCAAGAAAACAAACAAGCACAGGAAAAUUGCACAUAUCUCAUGAACGAAGCUCACCUGAUGUUUCCAGACAUCCUGCAGUGUUUCACUUCUCACAUCAAGGGGUGGAGUAGUCCUAAGUGCCUCUUCUAGGGCCUAUACAAACAUAUUAAAGUCACUAUAAGGCCAAAGUUGUCCCAGGGAACAAACACUUGAAGCACCCUGGCUCUGAUGAGGAAACCUUUAUGUUACCUUGAUCUAAAACGGAAACACAAAGCAUUACUCGCCUCGUUCAGCCGCCUGAUCUCCUCAUGUUGAUGCUUCCAUCUUCGGGUCAGGGUGCUGUUUUGCGAUCUCAACUCCUUGGCUUCCGUCUCGGCUUUCAGUAACUCAGGGUCAAUCGCAUCUCCGGCCUGAGUGAAUUUUCCGCCGAAAUCAAAUUAUUAUACACGUUUUACAGAUUUAAUACAUGAAAAUGCUUUAAAUUGUAUCUGGAAAUAAAAUGUGGCUUUAUUUACCCUUGCGCUCUCUUUA
Molecule: messenger RNA, 3234 nt
Organism: Scatophagus argus
Lineage: Eukaryota; Metazoa; Chordata; Actinopteri; Scatophagidae
Product: cocaine esterase-like
Exons: 14
Coding region: 98-1759 (553 amino acids)
Source: RefSeq, a predicted model, not a curated record